AUGGCCCGCACCAGCAGCACCACCCGCCUCGCGGUCCUCUCAGCCUCCGCGCUGCUCCUCCCCGGCGUGGCCGCCUGGGGCGCCAUGGGCCACGAGGCCAUCGCCUACGUCGCCAGUAACUUCGUGGCGACGGGCACCAAGACGUACUUCCAGGACCUGCUGGGCGACACGUCGGCCGACUACCUGGCGUCGGUGGCGUCGUGGGCCGACAGCUACCGCUACACGUCGGCGGGCGCCUUCUCGGCGCCCUUCCACUACAUCGACGCCCAGGACAACCCGCCGUCCAGCUGCAGCGUCGACCUCGACCGCGACUGCGGCGACGACGGCUGCGUCGUCACCGCGCUGGCCAACUACACCACUAUCAUCCUCGAUAGCGGGAAGACCAAGGCGGCUCGCGCGAUGGCUGCUAAGAUGGUCAUCCACUUCACAGGCGAUAUCGGCCAGCCCCUGCACUGCGAGAACCUCGAGACGGGUGGCAACGGCAUUGACGUGAGCUACGACGGCGAGGACACCAACCUGCACGCCAUCUGGGACAGCGACAUCCCCGAGUCCAUCUCCGGCGGCUCUACGCUGGCGUCGGCCAAGUCGUGGGCUACGUCUCUGACCACUGCCAUCAAGUCCGGCACCUACAAGUCCCAAGCCGCCAGCUGGGUCGAGGACGUCAGCGUCAGUUCCAAGUCCGACAUCGAGGCGAUGGCUGUAGAGUGGGCGACCGAGAGCAACGCGUACGUGUGCUCGACGGUGCUGGUCGGCGGCGUGUCCGCCGUCGAGGACAAGGAGCUCGACGGCGCCUACACCACCAAGGCCCAGCCCGUCGUCAGCCUCCAGAUCGCGAAGCAGGGCUACCGGCUCGCCAAGUACCUGGAUGCCAUUGUGGCUGCUGCUUAA
This is a messenger RNA of Anthostomella pinea, 888 nucleotides long. Lineage: Eukaryota; Fungi; Ascomycota; Sordariomycetes; Xylariales; Xylariaceae. The record is from the annotation of a GenBank genome assembly.